This is a messenger RNA of Condylostylus longicornis, 1442 nucleotides long. RefSeq names its product congested-like trachea protein. Gene Ontology annotation, biological process: mitochondrial transport; carnitine transmembrane transport. The coding region runs from base 243 to 1139 and encodes 298 amino acids. The record is from RefSeq and is a predicted model, not a curated record. The transcript has 5 exons. Gene Ontology annotation, molecular function: O-acyl-L-carnitine transmembrane transporter activity. NCBI's taxonomy places the organism in Eukaryota, Metazoa, Arthropoda, Insecta, Diptera, Dolichopodidae. Gene Ontology annotation, cellular component: mitochondrial envelope.
GGCUGAUGAUUUUAUUUUUUGAAAUAAAAUUAAUUAAUUGCAUUUUAUGUUGUCUUCUUUUAAAAUCAAUAGUAUAAGUUAAUUAAAGUGUAAAACUAUAAAAUAUUUGUAACUAAACUGGAAGCUUUUUGAGUAAUUCUUAAAGUUUUUUCAAGAAUUAAUUCUUAAACAAAAUAGUAAGGAAAUUAUAGGUUUUUGGGUAUAUAAAUAUUCAGAGGUUUUCGUAACAAUUUAUUUUAAUUAUGACUGAACAAAAGACAAACCCAGCAAAAUAUUUUCUUUGCGGAGGAUUUGGUGGAAUAUGUACUGUAAUCACAGGACAUCCUCUUGAUACAAUAAAGGUGCGAUUACAAACUAUGCCGAUUCCAGCAGCCGGCCAGGCUCCAUUAUAUGCUGGAACAUUUGAUUGUGCGUCGAAAACUAUAAAAAAUGAAGGAUUUCGCGGGUUAUAUAAAGGAAUGUCAGCACCAUUAGUUGGUGUUGUACCGAUAUUUGCAAUAAGUUUCUUCGGUUAUGGAUUAGGGAAGCGCUUGUUACAAACGGGUGAUAAUAAGCUCACAUAUAAUGACCAUUUUUUGGCUGGGGCUUUCUCAGGAUGUUUUACAACGAUUAUUGUGGCACCAGGUGAAAGAAUUAAGUGUUUAUUACAAGUUCAAGCUAAUACUGAGGGGCCAAAGUUAUAUAACGGUAUGGUUGACUGUGCAAAAAAAUUGUACAGGGAAGGUGGCAUGAAAAGUCUGUAUAGAGGUACACUUCCAACAUUUUUGAGAGAAAUUCCUGGAGGUGGUCUUUAUUUCUUUGCUUAUGAAUAUGUUCAGGAUAAAGCGAAAGAAAGAUCUGGUUCACAAACAGUUAGUCUUUUACAAACAAUAUUUGCUGGUGGUGCAGCUGGUAUGGCAUAUUGGAUUUUAGGUAUGCCACCAGAUGUUAUUAAAAGCAGAUUACAAACUGCUCCAAGUGGUAGAUAUCCUGGUGGUGUAAGACAAGUUUUAAGUGAAUUAUUAAAAACAGAAGGACCAAGAGCUCUUUAUAAAGGUGUAACACCGGUUAUGUUAAGAGCAUUCCCAGCAAAUGCUGCAUGUUUUGUAGGUUUUGAAUUACUUAUGAAAUUCUUUGAUAAAUUUUUCCCGAACUUUUAGUGUAUAAUUUUUAAUACACAUACAUAACUACAUAUAUAUAUAAUUUUAUUUGAAUAUUUUAAUUUUAUAACAAUCAAAGUAGUAAAUCACAAUAAUUAGUUAUUUUAAAUGACAACAUGACUGGGAAAUUACUUUUAUAUAAUAGCUAGUAUAUAGAAAAAAAAAAGAAAAAUAACAAAAAACCUAUGUAAAACUUGGAUUUUUUUUUAAUAGCAAUAUUGUUAAUUCAUUUAGAUGGUUAGUUUACUAAAUUUACCAUUUUGAUUUUUUCAAGAAAAUAAAAAUACAGAACUCUCUAAUUGU